Neofelis nebulosa (Clouded leopard) is the source of this 913-nucleotide messenger RNA. It is a transcript of the gene YAE1, whose product is annotated as YAE1 maturation factor of ABCE1. The transcript has 3 exons. NCBI's taxonomy places the organism in Eukaryota, Metazoa, Chordata, Mammalia, Carnivora, Felidae. Bases 54 to 734 code for a protein of 226 amino acids. The record is from RefSeq and is a predicted model, not a curated record.
GUCCCUCGGACCGGAAGGAGUUGCUGGCGCUUCCGGCGGUGGUUGCCUCGGUGAUGUCGUGGGUUCAAAGUACUCCCUUGGUCCAGGGUCCCGGAGAAGAGGGGGACGUGUUUGACGAGGAAGCGGACGAGUCGCUCCUGGUGCAGCGGGAAUGGCAGAGCCACAUGCUGAGACGAGUCAAAGAAGGUUACAGAGAUGGAAUAGAUGCGGGCAAAGCAGUUACUCUUCAACAAGGCUUCAAUCAAGGUUAUAAGGAAGGUGCAGAAGUCAUUAUAAACUACGGGCAACUCAGAGGAACAUUGAGUGCUUUGCUCUCCUGGUGUCACCUUCAUGAUAAUGGUUCGGCUCUGAUCAGUAAAAUAAAUAGUCUUCUGGAUGCAGUUGGCCAGUGUGAAGAGUAUGUGCUCAAACAUCUGAAAUCAAUCACGUCUCAGCCCCAUGUGGUAGAUUUGUUGGACUCUAUUCAGGAUAUGGACCUUGGUCAUGUAGCUCCAGCUGAGAAAAAGAUGGAUGAAGGUAAAGAUGAAAGACUCUGUGAAAAUAAUGCUGAGCUUCACAAAAACUGUGGCAAGAGUCUUAGUGAGGCAGAUUGUUCAUCUCUAGAAUGUUGUAGAAUACAAGAGCAGCCACAUUCUGAAAACCCAAGCCUCACAUGGAUUUUAGAACAGACAGCCAGUUUGGUCAAACAGCUGGGAGUAUCACUUGACGUAUUACAGCACCUCAAACAAUUAUAAAAAUUCUCUUCGUGUUUCUAAUGAAAGUAAUGUUGAGAACAUUUGUUGGAACACUUUGUUUCUUAAACUAACCAAAAUUUGUAGUGGUUUCUACAUGGAACACAUCACUUGUAGGUUAUCCUUCAUGGAAGUUUGAAAUGUCUUCAAAAUUAACACUAUUAAAUGUAAUAACAGCUUUU